AUGGCCUUGUUCCGGGGCGACGCGCACAACUUCGAACUGUCUUCUCGAUCGUUCCGUCGCUUCUUUGGCUCUCUGCACCACCCCUUUCGGCUUUCGAGCAUUAUACCCGCGACAUCGUUCGUACUAACCAACUGUCGUCCCUCCUUUGAGUUUUGCGUUCGCAGACCCCCCUUUUUUGGACCCGCAGUGUUUGCAACGUUGAGACGUCAACUGUUGCAUCGCAUCCUCGGUUCCUCCACUCCCUUUGCUCUCGAGCAAAACAUGCCCGCUGCAUUGUUCGCACCACCCGGGCCAUGUUCCGCGGGGACGAUCGCAAUUUUCAAUCGACCUAAAGUUCCGUCGCUUCCUUGGCUCCCCACUUCUCUCGCUUUCGUUCACGACGAAAGUCCACCCUUACCGUCGUCUGCUCUGACGCGUCAACAAACUUCUGCUCUGUUCACGAGCACCUCACAGGUGGCAUGGCUCACAGCUGCCACCUGUAUUCGCGAGGCCUCAGGCUUCAACUGUUUCACAUUUCCGAUCCCUGUGCAGUGGCGAUAUUCGCACUCUUCAACUGUCACCUGUUUUGGUGGUUCCAUCGCACCCUCGGCUUUCCACUACCCCUCGAACGGUUUCCUUGCGACUUAUCGGCCGCAACGCCGGCCUUUUCCGCCUUUCUCUCUGUCCACCGGCGACAUUGCUCUGAAUUGUCGUUCUCUGCCUUGUACAGCGACGAUUUCCAUAACCUUCAAGUGUCUUCUGUCCUGCUGGUUCCGUCGCAUCCUUGGCUUCUCGCCGCUUCCUGCUCUCGAGCAACACACCCGCGACAUCGAUCGCAAAGAAAGCCCGACUUUCGCCCUUUGCGGCGUCGAGACUAUUAACAGUCAUAUUUUCUGCAUCACCCAACAUCCGCACUCCUGA
Molecule: messenger RNA, 900 nt
Organism: Sparassis crispa
Lineage: Eukaryota; Fungi; Basidiomycota; Agaricomycetes; Polyporales; Sparassidaceae
Exons: 5
Coding region: 1-900 (299 amino acids)
Source: RefSeq, a predicted model, not a curated record